UUUGCACAUCACUAAUUUCAACUCCACGUUGUUUUGGAUUGGUGCAUUUUUUAAACAAGUUUAAAAUUAAAAAACAAAUGGGCCGUAAAUUUCAAAAGAAAGGAAAGAAGGUCGAGCAGUUGGAGAUUGUGCCGCUGGAUGAAAAUCCACCACUCCCAUCACAACGACCAUCUGAUGAAGUGAUUCCAAAAAAGGAGAAAUGGAUCAACAAACAGCGUGUAUUGGUGUUUGCCGCACGUGGUAUCAGCCAUCGAGACAGACAUUUAAUGCGUGAUAUCAAAACAUUGAUGCCGCAUCAUCGUGCCGAGUCCAAAAUGGAGCGUGCCAAAACGUUGUCGGUCAUCAAUGAAAUGUCUGAGAUGAAGCACUGCAACAAGGCUAUGUUGUUUGAGGGACGCCGUAAAAGAGAUCUGUACAUGUGGGUGGCGAAUACUUCGGGUGCUACCGGACCAUCUGCUAAAUUUCUCAUUGAGAAUAUUCACACAAUGGCUGAGCUGAAAUUGACCGGCAAUUGCUUGAAGGGUUCGCGUCCGUUCCUAUCGUUUGAUGCUAAGUUUGACGAGUUGCCACAUCUGAAACUGCUCAAAGAGUUGUUGGUGCAGACAUUUUCGGUGCCUAACCAUCAUCCCAAGAGCCAGCCGUUUAUUGAUCAUGUGUACACAUUCACCUACCUGGAUAAUCGUAUCUGGUUCCGUAAUUUCCAAAUCCUUUCCGAAGAUGGUGGUCUCUCCGAGGUGGGACCCCGCUAUGUCAUGAAUCCUGUAAAGAUUUUUGAUGGCUCAUUUACGGGCAAAACCAUUUGGGAGAAUCCCGACUACGUGAGUCCAUCGAAGCAGCGACAAUUGUUGAAGAAGGCUGCCAAGGACAAAUAUGUUAAUCGUGUUGAGCAAAAGGUGCAACACGAAGCAACGCGUCCCAUGAAUGCUUAUGAGGGUCUGGACAAUGAAGAGAUCUUCGACGACGAGGACCCCAUUGAGACAGCCAAACUGUUAGCACUGAAGGCCAAAAAGAAGGCACAGCAAACUAAAACGCCGAAGGCGGCAUUGACACAAAAGAUUAAGGACAAACAGAUGAAGGCCGUGCAGAAGGUGAUUGAGCAAAGGAAGGCCAAGGUGAAACGUGAGAAAAAGGUUUAAAUGUUUUAUUACGAAUAAAUAUACAUAAAUACAUAUAUAUAAAAAAUGGAUACAUUUAAUAAAUACAGUUACAACUUCUUGUGCA
Drosophila sulfurigaster albostrigata is the source of this 1221-nucleotide messenger RNA. RefSeq names its product ribosome biogenesis protein BRX1 homolog. Gene Ontology annotation, biological process: rRNA processing; ribosomal large subunit assembly. The record is from RefSeq and is a predicted model, not a curated record. Gene Ontology annotation, molecular function: rRNA binding. NCBI's taxonomy places the organism in Eukaryota, Metazoa, Arthropoda, Insecta, Diptera, Drosophilidae. The coding region runs from base 78 to 1136 and encodes 352 amino acids. Gene Ontology annotation, cellular component: nucleolus. The transcript is spliced from 2 exons.